Rhinichthys klamathensis goyatoka is the source of this 955-nucleotide messenger RNA. Its product is annotated as tumor necrosis factor receptor superfamily member 11B-like. The record is from RefSeq and is a predicted model, not a curated record. The coding region runs from base 34 to 891 and encodes 285 amino acids. Lineage: Eukaryota; Metazoa; Chordata; Actinopteri; Cypriniformes; Leuciscidae. The transcript is spliced from 3 exons. Gene Ontology annotation, molecular function: protein binding.
UGCAAUGUUGAACAUCACUUAGCUCUAGUGCUGAUGCUACUAUUACAUAUGGAUGCAUCGACAGUAGAUGUCCCUACUUACCAGCACAAAGACCCGCUCACAGGGCAGAUACUCGCAUGCACACGCUGCCCCGCUGGAACCCACAUGAGUGCGCACUGCACUGCAACUGAAGACACCGUCUGUUCGUCCUGUCCAAAGGACCAUUUCACACAGUUCUGGAACUACUUGCCGAAAUGCCUGUAUUGCAGCACCUUCUGUGUAGAGAAUCAAUACAUUAAGAAAGAAUGCACUCCUACUAACAACAGAGUUUGUCAAUGUAAAGAAGGCUAUUUCUGGCAAGCUGACUUCUGCAUCAAGCACACGGAGUGUCCAUCUGGAUACGGCGUCCGGCAGAAUGGUACCUCACACAGUGAUACAAAAUGUGAGAAGUGUGCACGAGAAAUGUUUUCCGCAGUCACAUCCUCGACAUCGCCGUGCGUAGAACACACCAAUUGCACAUCAAUGGAUCUUAAAGUGGUACUGAGAGGAACCGGCAAGCAUGACAAUUUAUGCUCGACAUGCAAGAAUCUUCAGAAUGACGGUGGUUUAUCUAUACUAAAACAUUUCCUGCCAGACUUCUUCGCCAAUGAAAGAAAUCGCCAAUCCAAACUCUACAGAUUUGUGAGAGAUCAUCUUGGCCAGAACCUGCAAGGGAAACAUUCUCUGUUUUCCAAAAAAUCACUCUUACUUCAUUGCAUUUCAGAGUGGAUUAGAGGUGCUACUAUAGACCAGCUGAGAAAAUUGCCAAUGCAACUCAGAGAAAGUAACAUUCACAACACUGCAGACAAACUCUCAAAAAUGUUCAAAGAGUUAGAUGCCUCAAAUUGUGAUUGUAAAGUUGCAACACUGUAAAUCAGCUUGUUAUGAUUUUUUGGGGAUUCCCUCCUAAAGCCAGUAAACAGGUUUGUUUUGUUUU